AUGCUUAAGGAUCUAGUUUCUUCAAAGAAAAUCCUAGCUAAGAAUCAUAUAGCCCAACAACAAGUCGUACAACAACAGCAACUACAACAACAACUAUCUAAAACACCAAAACCUCAACGGUUUCAAUCAAAAUCAGGACAGCAGCAGCAACAACAACAGCAGCAAACUCUGGACCCUCAGCUAAACCUGCACCAAUCGUCAUCAGUCGGUCUACAACAAAAAUUGGCAACUAUCAGCAAGUCAAAGCAACAGCAGCAGCAACGACAGCAGCAGCAACAACAACAGCAGCAAACUCUGGACCCUCAGCUAAACCUGCACCAAUCGUCAUCAGUCGGUCUACAACAAAAAUUGGCAACUAUCAGCAAGUCAAAGCAACAGCAGCAGCAACGACAGCAGCAGCAACAACAACAGCAGCAAACUCUGGACCCUCAGCUAAACCUGCACCAAUCGUCAUCAGUCGGUCUACAACAAAAAUUGGCAACUAUCAGCAAGUCAAAGCAACAGCAGCAGCAACGUAAAUUAAAGCUUUACCAACAUCAGACUAAAACAACCAACAAAUGGAGGCCUAAGACAAUAAAGCGAAAAUUAAAACCAAUCAUUAAUAAUAAGCAGCAGCAGCAGCCUGUUAAUUCUCUGACCACUGGCCAGCAAUUCGACGAUGAUCUCGAUAUUACUGAGAUUCAACAACCUACUCACAACUACAACAACAACUAUCUAAAACACCAAAACCUCAACGGUUUCAAUCAAAAUCAGGACAGCAGCAGCAACAACAACAGCAGCAAAUACUGGACCCUCAGCUAA
Messenger RNA from Drosophila willistoni, 801 nucleotides. RefSeq lists its product as uncharacterized. NCBI's taxonomy places the organism in Eukaryota, Metazoa, Arthropoda, Insecta, Diptera, Drosophilidae. The transcript has 4 exons. The record is from RefSeq and is a predicted model, not a curated record. Bases 1 to 801 code for a protein of 266 amino acids.